CAGACUGAGGCGUCAUCGCUUCGCUUGCAGCGGGGAUUCUUGAGCCCGGCGAGGCCUUUCUUUUCUUGAAGCCGUUUGGCUUUACUUUAACUUUCUGAGAUACACAAUACAGAACAUUUGACUGAAUCCGAUAUACGAUUUCAACCUUUGCCUUUCAACCAUGCACCGUACCGCGUUCUACUCCCUCUGCCUGGUGCUUUUCGCCGACUUACUCUGCAUCGGGACGGCUGAUGUCUCCCUGGUUAACGAGGAGGUGAAACGCACGGUGGACUUGAGCACGCACCUGGCCAAAAUAACGGCAGAGGUCCUGCUCUCUAAUCAGGGAGAAUCAGCAGCACACAGCUUCGUCGUAGCGCUGGAACCCGACCUGGCCCCGCAUCUCGCCUACAUUGGAGUAUCAGUGAAAGGUGAGGAAGAGGAAGACAGCAAUUUGGAGCUCAAAGAGACCACAGUGAAAGACCACAGUGGGAAGUUUUUCCAGGUGCAGCUUCCCUCUGCACUGGCAGGGGGCAGUAAACUGCGGCUGCAAGUGGAGACCGUGUUUAGCCACGUGCUCAGGCCCUUCCCCACGCACAUCACCCAGGCGGAGCGGCAGUUGGUAGUGUUCCAGGGCAACCACUACUGGUACUCGCCUUACCCCACCCGCAGUCAGACCACACGCCUUCGCCUUGCUUCCAAGACUGUGGAGAGCUACACCAAACUGGGUAACCCCAGCAAGAGCGAUGAAAUCAUUGAGUACGGGCCCUUCCGUGACAUUGCCCCCUACACACAGGACGCUAUGAAGAUCCACUACGAGAACAACACCCCCUUCCUUACCAUUAGUAGUAUCACCCGCACCAUUGAGGUCUCCCAUUGGGGGAACAUCGCUGUGGAAGAGACCAUCGACUUGCGUCACACAGGGGCCUUCCUGAAAGGGCCCUUCUCACGUUAUGACUAUCAGCGUCAGUCUGACAGUGGCAUCUCCUCCGUCAAAUCCUUCAAGACCAUCCUUCCUGCCUCUGCGCAGGAUGUGUACUACCGUGAUGAGAUCGGCAACAUCUCCACUUCUCACCUGCUGGUUCUGGAAGAUUCUGUGGAGGUGGAGGUGCGGCCCCGCUUCCCCCUCUUCGGUGGCUGGAAGACUCAUUACAUCAUCGGCUACAACCUGCCCAGCUAUGAGUACCUGUACACUCUGGGUGAUCAGUAUGCUCUGAAGAUGCGUCUGGUGGACCAUGUGUACGACGACCAAGUGAUUGACUUUCUCACAGUGAAGCUUAUCCUUCCCGAAGGGGCCAGGAACAUCCACAUGGACAUGCCCUACCCUAUUGACCGUGUACCUGACCAGCUGCACUACACCUACCUGGACACCUUUGGGCGCCCUGUGCUGGUGGCUACCAAAAGCAACCUUGUGGAGCAGCACAUCCAAGAUGUGGUGGUUCACUACACCUUCAACAAGAUCCUGAUGCUGCAGGAGCCACUGCUGGUGGUUGGGGCCUUCUACAUCCUCUUCUUCACCGUCAUCAUCUAUGUGCGACUUGACUUCUCCAUAACCAAGGACCCCGCUGCAGAGGUGCGCAUGAAGGUGGCCUCCAUCACAGAGCAGGUGCUGACCCUGGUCAACAAGCGCCUGGGGCUGUACCGCCAGCUGGACGAGGUGGUCAACCGCUACAAGCAGUCACGUGACACCGGUGCCCUCAACAGCGGCCGCAAGACCCUGGAAGCGGAGCACCGCACUCUUACCAAUGACAUCGCCUCGCUGCAGGCCCGCCUCAAAGCCGAGGGCUCUGAUCUCGCAGACAAGGUGGGGGAGGUGCAGAAGCUGGAUGGCCAGGUGAAGGAGCUGGUGUGUCGCUCUUGCCAGGAGGCGGAGCGUCUGGUGGCAGGGAAGGUGAAGAAGGAGGCAUACAUCGAGAGUGAGAAGACUCUGGCCAACCGGAGGCAGGAGCUCAUCUCUCGCAUUGACAGCCUGCUGGAUGCACUGUAAACAUGCUGAGGAGCACACACACAUAUACACCCGCACCCAGCCCUUACACACACACACACACACACACACACACACACACGCAGGCACAUAUCCGCCCUAACCUUAUACAUACGAUUUGCCGUUGCACACAUACACACACACACACACACGACCUGCCGUUACACACACAGUAUGUGUGCGAUUACUUUUGAGAUACUGGCACUUACUGAUGCAUACAAAAGCUGCCCUGCACCUGCCCCCAAACACAGACACAGCAUGCAAAUAUUGAGUCCUCACAUCUCACACACACACAAACGCAUACACACACACACACACACGCAUACACACACACGCGCACGCACGUGCACGUGUGCGCGUACAGCUGGAGGCUUGCCUGCCUUCAUUAUCGCCUCAGUAAAAAUGUCAGGCAUGCUGCAAUUGGCCAGCUGUGUGCAGGGGGUGUGGUUUUGCGGGUGAGAAAUGUUGUAUGUGUCCAGUGGAAAUGCAGCAUUUGUGUUUUAUUUUGGGUUUGUUUUUUACAUGUUCACCGUGCCGAUUGGUUGAUGUAGAUGUUAGGAAGAAAACAGAUUUUACUGUGGAAGACUUCAAAUAUGUUCCUAUGUAUUUGUGAGAGUUAGCUAUUCAAAAUUCCCAUACAAGUAUCGCCUCUUACAUUCAUCCCCAUCCCUUUGAUUGGCCUGCAAAGAGGUGCUAAAUGAUGCUAAACCUGGGGCUCCUUAGCUUACUGAUUGGGCCAGUCAUCUUGCAGUGUUGUGUGAUACUGGUGAAUAAAACCUCUAAAAAAAUCAUCUCCAUGAGCACCUGCUUGCUUACACGGUGCUGACUAUCUCUCUCACACAUUUGAACUCAAAAACACCUAAAUGCAAGUCAGUGCCUUUGCAGGUGUGGUGCGCUUUUUUUGUCAGUGACUGCGGUUAAGUUUCUACUGUUUUGAUAAUGCAAUCUUCGUUCAUUUUAUGAUUUCUCUUUGUUAAUGAGAAGCUUUCUGUAAUGUGAGAGUUGUACCUGCAUGAGAUUAUGGCAUGGGUGGGGUGGGUUGAUGGGAAGACAUGGAUUUUGUUCCACUGGCACAAGAGAAGGAAAUGGAAAUGACCAAAUUUGAAAUA
This is a messenger RNA of Megalops cyprinoides (Indo-Pacific tarpon), 3069 nucleotides long. It is a transcript of the gene rpn1, whose product is annotated as ribophorin I. The coding region runs from base 161 to 1963 and encodes 600 amino acids. NCBI's taxonomy places the organism in Eukaryota, Metazoa, Chordata, Actinopteri, Elopiformes, Megalopidae. The transcript has 10 exons. Gene Ontology annotation, cellular component: oligosaccharyltransferase complex; membrane. The record is from RefSeq and is a predicted model, not a curated record.